Messenger RNA from Lathyrus oleraceus (garden pea), 1960 nucleotides. RefSeq names its product type I inositol polyphosphate 5-phosphatase 5. Gene Ontology annotation, molecular function: phosphatidylinositol-3,4,5-trisphosphate 5-phosphatase activity; inositol-polyphosphate 5-phosphatase activity; phosphatidylinositol-4,5-bisphosphate 5-phosphatase activity. Gene Ontology annotation, biological process: phosphatidylinositol dephosphorylation. The coding region runs from base 159 to 1898 and encodes 579 amino acids. The transcript is spliced from 10 exons. NCBI's taxonomy places the organism in Eukaryota, Viridiplantae, Streptophyta, Magnoliopsida, Fabales, Fabaceae. The record is from RefSeq and is a predicted model, not a curated record.
UUCUCAAGACGUGUUCUUCUUCGUAUAACACUUACCAGAAUCUUUACAAAAAAAACAAUCACAUUGUUGUUUUCUCAUUACUACAAAACGUGUGAAUAUUAUGAACCUAAAUAUCAUAUUAAUUGCAUGCAUGGUUAGAAUAAUACAUAAAUGAAUGAAUGUCUUCGUCUACCUCUUCUUCACGUUCAUCUGAAAUGACCAAAGCUAAUAACCAUAGCAACAUUUCUCUGAGCCCUAUCCACCCAACCACCACUGCAACUAAUUCAUCUCCUGACACUCCUAAUGUCAAGAAUGAAAAAAAGAAAAAGUCUAUCUUGCCCAAGAUUUUUGGAUCAAGGCGAAACGGGAGAGGCUCCGAUGAAGAUGCACUCAAAUCUAAUCCAGAAGGAGAUUCAGUUUCAGUUAGUUUUGAUUUGGAGAAGAAGAUUGAAAACAAGAAAAAAGCUUUCCUUGAAGCUUCUCCCAUGAUGAGAAAGAGUUUCUCAGAAAGGGAAACUAGCCCUGGAAUUGAAGGCUUAAAUUUAUGCACUUUUGAACAACGGCCGAAGCCUCCGGAACACGAACUUCAGAGUUUCAGGGUCUUUGUUGCAACAUGGAAUGUAGGAGGAAAGUCUCCAAGCUAUGAUCUCAACCUUCAAGAUUUCUUGCUGGUGGAGGGUUCUGCAGAUAUAUAUAUCUUAGGGUUUCAGGAAAUUGUUCCUCUAAGUGCUGGAAAUGUUCUCGUAAUUGAAGACAAUGAACCAGCUGCAAAGUGGUUAGCAUUGAUAAGUCAAGCACUAAACACGCCAAAAAACGAAUUAAGUGAUUCAUCCGAUUCAGGAACUGGAUCGAAAUCAAAGGAAUCAAAGUCGCCGGCAAGUCUAAAUUUCUUUCAGAAGCCUUCUCUUAAAGCUAUCAGUAGAAAUUUCAGGGCAGAAGGAAGCAGCCUGCUUAAGGCAUGCAAUUGUCCUGUGGAAUCUCCGUUAAGAGAGCGGCGGAGGGUUAGAAAGUUUAGUGAACCUAUGACUAAGUUAGAAACGCAGAUUCGCGGCGAGAGCAGCAUGGACGAGUUGUUUUCAAUUGCAGAAAUACCAACUACUCCUGGCCAAUCUAAAUACUCCCUUAUAUCAAGUAAACAAAUGGUUGGGAUUUUUCUUACCAUAUGGACAAAGAAAGAGUUAGUACCUCACAUUGCUCAUCUUAGAGUAGACUCUGUAGGGAGAGGAAUCAUGGGUUGCUUAGGUAACAAGGGGUGUAUAUCGAUGAGUAUGUCAUUGCAUCAAACAAGCUUUUGUUUCGUAUGUAGUCACUUGGCUUCUGGCGAGAAAGAAGGCGAUGAGGUGAGGAGGAAUUCUGAUGUAGCUGAGAUACUCAAAGGCAUACAAUUCCCUAGGAUUUGUAAGAAUCCUUGUCGCCGAGCACCAGAAAAGAUAGUCGAUCACGAUCGAAUAAUAUGGCUCGGAGAUUUGAAUUAUAGGGUGGCUUUGAGUUAUGAAGAAACAAGGGUUCUAUUGGAGGAUAAUGAUUGGGACACUUUGUUAGAGAAAGAUCAAUUGAACAUAGAAAAAGAAGCAGGAAGAGUUUUCAGUGGUUUCAAAGAGGGAAGAAUAGUCUUUGCACCAACUUACAAGUAUUCACAAAAUUCAGACUCUUAUGCUGGCGAGACUGUUAAAUCAAAGAAGAAACGUCGAACGCCAGCAUGGUGCGAUAGGAUACUGUGGCGUGGCAGCCGCAUCGAUCAAGUAUCAUACAUUCGUGGAGAAUCAAGAUUUUCUGACCAUAGACCUGUUUGUGCUGUCUUUUCUGUGGGUGUGGAAGUAAGAAGCAGAAACAAUAAAUUCAGAAAGGGCUAUUCUUAUACAAGCCCGAGACUCGAAUAUGAAGACUUGAUACCUCAAAGGCAUAGUUUCUAUGAUUAAUAAUCCAAUCCUCAAAUCAAUCUUGUAUAUUUUUCUCUAGUGUCUAUAUAGAAGAAUGAUGA